AUGGGCUCAUCGAUGACAAGAGGUGAUAUAGAAAGUUUAGCAACAGAUUUCUAUGAUCUAUUAGAAUCAUUUAAACAUGCACCAGUUUAUCAUUUAUCAUUUGAAAUCUUUCUUGUUUUGGCUGUUAGUUGGCUCGUAUUUUUUCGUAAACCUCGUCCAAUUGAAAAAAAAUUAACAGAAAAAGAAAAACAAGAAUUAAUUGACGAAUGGCAACCAGAACCAUUGGUACCAUCAGUUGAUCCUAAUCAUCCAGCAUUGAAUGUUCGAGUAUUAGAUGGUAUUGUUGGUAAAACAGUUGAAAUUGACGGAAGAAAAAGUCUCAAUUUUGCAACAUUUAAUUUUCUUAAUUUUGUUGGUAAACAACGUAUUGCUGAUAAAGCUAUACAAGCAGUACAAAAAUAUGGUGUUGGCUCCUGUGGACCACGAGGAUUUUAUGGUACAAUCGAUAUUCACCUUGAGCUUGAAGAGCGUCUAGCAAGAUUUUUUAAUUGUGAAGAAGGUAUUAUUUAUUCUUAUGGAUUUUCGACUAUUGCCAGCAUUAUUCCAGCUUAUUCGAAACGCAACGACAUUUUAUUUGUUGAUGAAGGUGUUCAUUAUGCUAUACAAAAAGGUGUUGAAGCAUCACGCAGCCAUGUAAAAUGGUUUCGUCACAAUGAUAUAGCUGAUCUUGAACGUUUACUAGCCGAACAAGAAAUACUCGAUAAAAAAAAUCCUAAGAAAGCUCGAUCAAUAAGACGAUUUCUUAUUAUUGAAGGUUUAUAUGUUAAUUAUGGUGAUAUAUGUCCAAUACAACGAAUGGUAGAGUUAAAAUAUAAAUAUAAAUAUCGUAUAUUCCUUGAUGAAAGCGUAUCGUUUGGUACCAUUGGACAAACAGGCCGUGGUGUAACAGAAUAUUAUAAUAUUGAUCGACAAAAAAUUGAUUUAAUAUCAUCAACAUUAGAAUAUGCUGCAGGUUCAAUUGGUGGUUUUGCCGUUGGUAGCUCUUUCGUUGUUGAUCAUCAACGUUUAUCGGCUCAAGGUUAUUGUUUUUCAGCCUCAUUACCACCUUUACUUGCUGCAGCAGCUAUCGAAGCGUUAAAUAUAAUGGAAGAAGAAAAUACAACAUUAUUUGAAACAAUUAUGGAUAAAAGUAAACGUUUACACAAGAAAAUCUUAUCCAUCAAAGGUUAUAUUGUAAAUGGCGAUGAAAUAUCACCAUUGAAACAUCUACGUUUAACAAAUACAUUGAAUACAAUUGGACGUUUAGAAGAAAUUGUUCAAUUCGCUCAAUCACGUGAUAUAACAAUAACGGUUGCAAGAUAUUUAAGUGAUGAACAUCGUUUACCUGAACCAUCUAUUCGUCUCAUAUUAAAUGUUGAAAUGAAUGAUGAAGAACUAGAAUUUCUAUGCACGGUUUUACAGGAAGCACUUGUUAAAGUAACAACUUAA
Rotaria socialis is the source of this 1428-nucleotide messenger RNA. The record is from the annotation of a GenBank genome assembly. Lineage: Eukaryota; Metazoa; Rotifera; Eurotatoria; Philodinida; Philodinidae.